AAUCAGAUAAACCUUAAAAGUAAUAUGGAAAUGGUCAUGCAUUGCAACACAUUUCUUCUCACUUUUCGUGUGUUGUCCAUUUUCUCUGCUGCUAAAGAAACUCUUAAGUCUCUUAAAAGUCCUCCUCGCUACUCCUAACAAUUUUGGACCUUAAGAGCUCUUUUAAUGGUUAAAAUGCUUUAUGAAUGACUUUUUUCUUUACUAGGAUCUUUUCUGUAAUUUUAAGGGGAAACGCCCACAUUUCUAAGAAUUUUCUUAGAAUUUUGUCACUAGGAGCAACUCUUUGCGCUAAGAUUUUUCAUAAAUACGGGCCCUGAUAUUUAUUUAAUAUAUUGGGAAAAGUAUGGGGUGCAUGAAGUAUUAAAUAUUAGGCAGGAAUAUUUAACUGUUAUUGUAAAAUGUUUUCCCACAAAAUGUUAUUGUUAAUAAAGCUCAAACUCUUAAUAACUUAUAAACCACUGAAUUGAUAUACAGCAGCACAUUGUUCUACCUGUUGAUUUAAAAUUUCUCUAUCCAGAUAUGAGACUUUUCAACAUAUGGUAAUUACAACCUUUUCUCAGGAGCUGUGAAUUGUCAACUAGAAAAUUCUACAGUAAAGUAGACGCUCUGCUGGCACAGGUGAGGGUGGUGCUAAGCAACUCAUAUCCUAUCAGUGACAGGAAUAUCUUCAGAGAUGUUUGGCUCUAAGCGCUCACGCUGUCAGGAUAGGCCCCAUGACCCUCUCCAUAAAACAACGGGUUCAUUCUUUGCUCUGCUGUUGACCUCAUUGUCUCUUUGUGGAGUGAAAAUCCAGAGUUGCAUUCUACUCAAUGGUCUGGUGUUAGACAGCUGCCGGUGUGUAGCAUCUCUGUGAUGGAGGUCAGUGAAUGAGAAGCUGCUGUCAGGAGAUCACUGGAUGCCAGAAAGGUAAACAUGAAUCUCAGUAGGGAUGGAGUGGCAGUGAUUGAGAAUCCAGUAGCGGUUAGACAAUCUUUUCAUGCACAGCAGCUGCAGGUGGAUUAUGCAGGUCAGAAUAAUCCCACCUGGAGCAGAGAACUUCAGUUUCUUCACCAAGUGUCUGGCAAACUAUUGCGAGUAUUAGCAGCUCUGUGUGUACUCUGUCUGCUGGGAGGAGUUGUGGUUGGUGUUUGGUUCAUAGUGAAAGUUCUCCUAAGACCCAACUCAGAUCAGAGCCCUGCAAGUUUAGGAGACACCAAAGAUACCUCCUUCUGCAAUUUAACGGAGGACAUCUCUGUGACAGACCACAGGAAAGUGUUUUACAGGAUCAGUGGUGAGAACUCUCUUCUGGAGAUCCAGCUGGAGAAGCUACAGACGUGGCUGCCCGUGUGUUUCGAGAGGUGGAACUCAUCUCUGGGAACGCUCGUGUGUCGACAGCUGGGCUAUCUGAGAUUAUCAAAGCACAAAGGAGUUAACCUGACUGACAUUGGGCCAAACUACACAGAUGGGUUUGUCCAAAUUACCUCUGAACACCAAAGCAACUUGGAGAGAUUAUGGCGUUUCAGGGGGAGCUGUAGUACAGGAAAGGUUAUAGCUCUGAAAUGUUUUGAAUGUGGCACCAGAGCAAAAUUAUCCAGGAUUAUUGGAGGAGUGGAAGCCACAUUAGGCAGGUGGCCCUGGCAGGUGAGUCUCUACUACAGUAACCGUCACACCUGUGGAGGAUCCAUCAUCACCAGCCAGUGGAUAGUUACAGCUGCUCAUUGUGUACACAAUUACAGGCUACCUCAGGUGUCCAGUUGGGUGGUUUAUGCUGGCCUUGUCACCCGCAAUUCAGCUAAUCUGGCUCAAUAUCAAAGCUACAUUGUGGAGAGGAUCAUCUACAACAAGAAUUACAAUCACAGGACUCAUGACAACGAUAUCGCUCUGGUCAAGUUAAAAACUUCUUUGAAUUUCUCAGACACCAUCAGGCCCGUGUGUUUACCACAGUAUGACCAUGAUUUCCCUGGAGGGACCCAAUGCUGGAUCUCUGGUUGGGGAUAUACACAGCCCGACGAUGUUCACAUACCAGAGGUCCUCAAAGAAGCACCCAUACCAUUGAUCAGCACAAAGAAAUGCAACAGCUCUUGUAUGUACAAUGGCGAGAUCACCCCUCGGAUGCUCUGUGCAGGAUACACCGAAGGGAAAGUGGAUGCGUGCCAGGGGGACAGUGGAGGUCCUCUGGUUUGCCAGGAUGAGAACGUCUGGAGGCUGGUUGGUGUUGUUAGCUGGGGAACAGGCUGUGCUGAGCCAAACCAUCCAGGUGUUUACACCAAAGUGGCUGAGUUUUUAGAGUGGAUUUAUGAUAUUAUAGAGGUUGGUAGUUGAAGAGGUAGAUUUCAUUCAUGACCGUUGAAAACUAAUGUCAGCUGAUAAUUUAUCGACAGUUGGCUCGUUCUCGUUCGUGGUUCUACUUGUUUAACACUGAACUGACUUUGUACUUUUACAUCUUGUUUUGCUUCCUGUUCCAGAGCUAGUAAAGACUGAUGUAAUCCAACAAAAAGAGAAGAAAUCUCCUGACCUCUUCUUGCUAAAAUAUCCUGAAUAUUUCUUAAAUGUGGUAUUUUAUGUAAGGUUUAGAUGUA
Triplophysa rosa is the source of this 2558-nucleotide messenger RNA. RefSeq names its product transmembrane serine protease 5 (gene tmprss5). Gene Ontology annotation, molecular function: serine-type endopeptidase activity. The record is from RefSeq and is a predicted model, not a curated record. The transcript is spliced from 12 exons. Gene Ontology annotation, cellular component: membrane. The coding region runs from base 913 to 2301 and encodes 462 amino acids. Gene Ontology annotation, biological process: proteolysis. Lineage: Eukaryota; Metazoa; Chordata; Actinopteri; Cypriniformes; Nemacheilidae.